GAAUGCUGGGAGAGGGACCGUGGCACAGUGAACGAGGGCCAGAGGUUGCCCAGCUCUGGGAAACAGAGGAAACAUUGGUAGCAGCUAAGAUCCAAAGGAAGCUGCAGCAGAGCAACGCCUGGGCUCCAUGGCUGAGAAGGCCUCCGGAGAGAGAGGGCUGUGGGCCGGGGCUGUGCCCCAGGACGCCUCGCUUCUGAAGGAGGCUCUCACCUGUCAUGUUGCCCAGCAGGGCCUCCAGGACAGUUUAUUCUCCUCGGAAAGUGACAACAGUCUGUACUUCACCUACAGUGGCCACUGCAACACCUUGGAGGUCCAAGACCUCAACUACCAGGUGGACAUGGCUUCCCAGGUGCCUUGGUUUGAGAAGCUGGCUCAGUUCAAGGUGCCUUGGACAUCUCACAAGGACUCUUGUAAGCUGGGCAUUCAGAACCUGAGCUUCAGAGUGAGGAGCGGGCAGAUGCUGGCCAUCAUCGGGAGCUCAGGCUGUGGGAGAGCUUCUGUGUUGGACGUGAUCACAGGUCGAGGCCAUGGCGGCAAGAUUAAGUCUGGCCAAAUCUGGAUUAACGGUCAGCCCAGCACGCCUCAGCUGGUGAGGAAGUGUGUGGCCCACGUGCGUCAGCAUGACCAGCUGCUCCCCAACCUAACCGUCCGUGAGACCCUGGCUUUUGUUGCCCAGCUGCGCCUGCCCAGAACCUUCUCCCAGGCCCAGCGUGACAAAAGGGUGGACGAUGUGAUUGCAGAGCUGCGGCUGCGGCAGUGUGCCAACACGCGAGUGGGCAACACGUACAUGCGGGGGGUGUCAGGGGGAGAGCGGAGGAGAGUCAGCAUUGGGGUGCAGCUCCUGUGGAACCCAGGAAUCCUCAUUCUGGAUGAACCCACCUCAGGGCUCGACAGCUUCACGGCCCACAACCUGGUGAGAACCCUGUCUAGACUGGCCAAGGGCAACAGGCUGGUGCUCAUCUCCCUCCACCAGCCUCGGUCGGACAUCUUCAGGCUGUUUGAUUUGGUCCUCCUGAUGACGUCCGGCACCACCGUCUACGCGGGGGCAGCCCAGCACAUGGUCCACUACUUCACAGCAGCCGGCCACCCCUGUCCCCGCUACAGCAACCCUGCCGACUUCUACGGUGAGCCAGCCAGGCCAGUGGCCCGGUGCACCAGGCUCCUCCCCCACCAAAUGCUGCCAGAGCCCAUGGACUUGACUAGCAUCGACAGGCGAAGCAGAGAGCAGGAAGUGGCCACCAGGGAGAAGGCUCAGUCCCUUGCAGCCUUGUUUCAAGAAAAAGUCCGUGACUUCGAUGACUUUCUGUGGAGAGCAGAGGCAAGGCAGCCGGGUGUGGGCGUUUGUGGAGCGAGGCAGGCCCUGCUGACCGACACCGGCCACGUCCCGACUUCCCCUGAGCUGCCUGGCCCUGUGCAGCAGUUCACCAUGCUGAUCCGUCGUCAGAUUUCCAACGACUUCCGAGACCUGCCAACUCUCCUCAUCCAUGGGGCACAGGCCUGCCUGAUGUCCCUGAUCAUCGGGUUCCUCUAUUAUGGCCACGGAGCCACCAAGCUCCCCGUCAUGGACAAGGCUGCUCUCUUGUUUAUGAUCGGAGGGCUUAUCCCUUUCAAUGUGAUCCUGGAUGUCAUUGCCAAAUGUCACUUGGAGAGGGCAAUGCUUUACUAUGAACUGGAAGACGGGCUGUACACUGCUGGACCCUAUUUCUUUGCCAAGAUCCUAGGGGAGCUUCCGGAGCACUGUGCCUACAUCGUCAUCUACGCGAUGCCCAUCUACUGGCUGGCCAACCUGCGCCCGGGCCCCGAGCCCCUCCUGCUCCACUCCCUGCUGGUGUGGCUGGUGGUCUUCUGCUGCAGGGUCAUGGCGCUGGUCACCGCCGCUCUGCUCCCCACCUUCCACAUGUCCUCAUUCUUCGGCAAUGCUCUCUACAACUCCUUCUACCUCACCGGGGGCUUCAUGAUAAGCCUGGACAGCCUGUGGACAGUGCCGGCAUGGAUUUCCAAAGUGUCCUUCCUCCGAUGGUGCUUUGAAGGGCUGAUGCAUAUCCAGUUUAAGGGGCUCACUUACCACAUGGCGGUCGGCAACCUCACCAUCCCUAUCCCUGGAGACGUAAUCCUCAGCUCCAUGGACCUGAACUCGUAUCCGCUCUACGCCAUCUACUUGAUCCUCGUCAGCAUCACGGGCGGCUUUAUGGCCCUGUACUAUGUGUCCUUAAGGUUCAUCAAACAGAAACCAAGGCAAGACUGGUGAUCCACACCCACACUCCUGCCCACUGGUGGGGGACUCGAGAAGACCCUUCAACUGCACUCCCUUCUUCCCAAAGGACCUCUUCCCGGGCACAAGGACAGUGAGAACACCGAGCUCAGCUACAUCCGGCCCACAGUGCUGCAGUGGCACAGGCCAGCCACAGGAUGGCAGUAGAAUAAAGACAGUGGAAAGGGAUUUCUGCUCACUGGCCAGAGCUUGCAAUCACUGGGAACGUGAAAACCAUGCUUGGGGACACCUACAAUGUUGCUAAUUUAUUUCCUUCUUCUAUAUAUUUAUAUAGGUAACUCAGUACAGGAUAGGAGCAAAUCAAGUAUGAAUUAAGUAGCUAGGCUAUGCAAGAAUUGGUAGGGUCCAGAGGGAAUAAUAUAAUAGCUAGUGAAAUGUUUGGCCUCAUCUUCCCGGGUCCCUAACUCUGUGUUAAACCACUCUCAACACAAAAAAUGACCUAAAAUAUACCAGUGAGAUGCCAUCACUUGGUGUGGAGGAAUGGGUUCCAAAAUCCAAACUGAACAAUUAAAAAUUUAUUGAGCAUCUACUGUAUGCCAGGUACAGCUCAAAACACUUAAUUCAAAU
Manis pentadactyla (Chinese pangolin) is the source of this 2839-nucleotide messenger RNA. It is a transcript of the gene ABCG8, whose product is annotated as ATP binding cassette subfamily G member 8. Gene Ontology annotation, cellular component: plasma membrane. The coding region runs from base 128 to 2248 and encodes 706 amino acids. Gene Ontology annotation, biological process: cholesterol homeostasis. The transcript is spliced from 13 exons. NCBI's taxonomy places the organism in Eukaryota, Metazoa, Chordata, Mammalia, Pholidota, Manidae. Gene Ontology annotation, molecular function: ATP hydrolysis activity; ATP binding; ABC-type transporter activity. The record is from RefSeq and is a predicted model, not a curated record.